CCACGCCCCGGCUCCAGCUUCGGUCAGUCCACCCGCGCACAGCCGCCAUUUCCUGUCCAACCCUGGGGGCGUCAGGGAUUCUGGUUCACCAUGGCUGGCGAUCAAGAGAAAGACUUGCAGAAAUUUCUUAAAAAUGUGGAUGAAAUCACCAAUUUAAUCCAGGAGAUGAAUUCUGAGGACCCAGUUGUGCAAGAGAAAGCUGUCCUCAAGACAGAAGAGAGACUCCUGUUUACAGAGGAAGACCAAGAGGAGGACGGAUGCAGGACCACCUUGAACAAGACCAUGAUCAGUCCUCCACAAGCUCCUACGAAGGAUGCAGAUGAAAUAAACUCAGAGGCCUUCUUGGCAUUUGUGGAGAAGGAUGCAAAGGAACGUGCCAAGAGAAGAAGGGAAAACAGAGUCUUAGCAGAUGCCCUGAAAGAAAAGGGGAAUGAAGCAUUUGUCAGAGGCGACUAUGAAACGGCCAUCCUGUGCUACAGUGAUGGUCUGGAGAAGCUGAAGGACAUGAAAGUGCUGUACACCAACCGCGCCCAGGCUUACAUGAAACUUGGGGACUAUGAGAAGGCACUCGUGGAUUGUGACUGGGCUCUGAGGUGUGAUGAAAAAUGCAUCAAAGCAUAUUUCCACAUGGGAAAAGCCCACCUGGCUCUAAAGAACUACAGUGUGUCUAGAGAGAGUUUUCAGAAGAUCUUAGAAAUAAACCCCCAGCUGCAGAAACAGGUGAAAGAUUACCUGAAUCAAGUAGAUCUUCGGGAGAAAGCAGACCUGCAAGAGAAGGAAGCCCAUGAGUUGCUGGAUUCAGGAAGGGACACAGCCGUGACCACUAAGAACCUCCUGGAGACUCUUUCCAAGCCAGACCAUAAUCUGUUGUUCUAUGCAGGGGGCAUUGAAAUCCUGACUGAAAUGAUGAAGGACUGCACAGAACGAACUUUAUUCAGAACACACAAUGGAUUCAGUAUCGUCAGUGGGAAUGAGAACAUAAAAAGAUGCUUUUCCACAGCAGAGAAAGGUACAGUGGAAGAAACCGUGUGUGUGUGUGUUCUCCGGCUCUGGCAAGCAGUGUGCAGCGGGAAUGAAGAAAACCAGCGCCUGCUUAUCAUGUGCCCUGACAUGGGCAGGCUGCUGCCCUCCCUCUUGGCCUCCGAGGUCCUGACCGUCCGACAGCAGAGCCUGGCCCUAGUGUUACAGCUUGCCCAGAUGGAGAACGGACGAAGCCUGAUCAUCAGCCACCUGGACCUGACCCGGUUAGUGGAAGGCUUGGUGUCAUUUCUUGAAUUCGCAGAUAAGAUCGCCAACUCAGCCAUGGGACUGCUCACAGACUUGGCUCUGGAAAAAAGAUUCCAAGUCUGGUUCCAGACAAGCUUUCCAGGGGUUCUCCCGGCACUCACAGGUGUUCUGAAGAGAGAUCCCAAAGUAACCAACACUUCAGCUCUCAGCCAGUGCAUUGCCAUCAUGGGAAACCUCAGUGCUGAGGCUGCCACCCAGAGACAGAUGUCUGCCUCUGAAGAAUUUGGGGAUGCCUGCUUGGGCCUCAUGGCCAGUUGUGAGGAGGAUGUGGACCUGUUCAGAGAGAUCCUAUAUACACUCCUGGGGCUCAUGAUGAACUUGUGUCUUCAGUCCCCCGUUUUCUCUGAGGCUUGGGCCAUGGAGGUGAGCAGGAGGUGCCUGUCUCUGCUGAACAGCCAGGACGGAGGAAUCCUGACAAGAGCUGCUGGCGUUCUCAGCCGCACCCUUUCUUCCUCUCUGCAAAUUGUUGAGGAGGCCGUAGGAGCAGGAGUUGUGAAGAAAAUGAUUAAAUUCCUGAAGAUGGGAGGCCAGAAUGCGUCACGCUAUGCCAUAAAAAUCCUAGCCGUCUGCACUAAUACUUGUCAUGAAGCACGAGAAGAAGUGAUAAGACUGGAUAAAAAGUUCAGUGUUCUGCUGACACUGCUCCGCUCGGAGGAUGAGAUGCUGGUGGUUAACGCCGCCUUCUGCCUGGGCAACUGCAUGGAGGUGCCACAGGUGGCAACCUCCCUGCUGAAGACAGACAUCGUGCAGGUCUUGUUAAAGCUUGCAGGCAGCGAUGCACGGAACACGGCCUUGCAGCUGAACACGGGGAUCGCUCUGGCGAAGCUGUGCACAGCCGAGCCAAGGUUUGCUGCUCAACUGAGAGAGCUUCACGGGAUAGAAAUUCUCAGCUCUACCACGAAGUACAUCAAUAAUUCUUGAGAGACGUGUUGUCUGUGCAGACACAUGGCUGCAUGCUCUGGGUUGUUCCUGUGCUAAUAAAGACUUUUAAAAUAUCCAC
This is a messenger RNA of Rhinolophus ferrumequinum (greater horseshoe bat), 2287 nucleotides long. It is a transcript of the gene TTC12, whose product is annotated as tetratricopeptide repeat domain 12. The transcript has 22 exons. The record is from RefSeq and is a predicted model, not a curated record. Bases 91 to 2208 code for a protein of 705 amino acids. Gene Ontology annotation, molecular function: protein binding. Lineage: Eukaryota; Metazoa; Chordata; Mammalia; Chiroptera; Rhinolophidae.